UCCUAUUGCACAGGGCUUAUCAUGUUUCUGAGUCUUUCUUGUCCUCCCACUUCUCCAAGCUGCACAAGAAAGAGAGCCAUGAAAGCCUCUGCUUUCCACCUCAAACCUCACCUUCUCCACCUCCAGAAGCAUGCACAUCCAAUCCCCACCCUUUUUCUUCCCAUACUCCCAACAAACUCAUCCCUCCUCAAGCCAAAACCACCAGCACCAACAGCCAAAAGUCCCCCCUCCCUCAAGCCCUCCCCCAAGCCAACCUUUGGAGACAGGCCUAAAUCCACAAACACCAUAGAGGAUGAGCUUAUAGAAGCUCCAACAGAAGGAAUUCCUAGAUGGAUGCUCUUGGGAGGUGUUUCCAUUGGCCUUGCCUUUCUUCUUCUGGGAAUUGAUGGGCAACAAGAUGCCUUGGCUCUGGGGCCUGAGGGACCCUUGGUGGAGGAGUUUUGGGAGAACAUGAGAAGGUAUGCACUAUACACUUUAACAGUCAGCACUGGAGUCAUCUACACCAUAUUGCAACCCAUAGUUGAGCUACUGAAGAAUCCCAUCUCUGCAAUACUGAUCAUCAUUGUGAUGGUUGGUAGUGCUUACCUUGUGUUCCAGGUGUUGAGUGCCAUGGUUGGCAUUUCAGAAUUUUCUUAUAAGUAUGGUUAUUGAGCUAUCUGCAUAGAUGUUAUGUUAAACACUAUCAAGUGUUAGCUUUGUAUUCUUUGACCAAGAGUGAGUAGCCUGUCACAGAAAUUUAUGAUGACAUGUACAAUAAUUGUAGUAAUGGGUGAGCAUAUAACCAACUUAAAUCCAUGAGAAUUCAGCAUCA
Molecule: messenger RNA, 811 nt
Organism: Elaeis guineensis (African oil palm)
Lineage: Eukaryota; Viridiplantae; Streptophyta; Magnoliopsida; Arecales; Arecaceae
Source: RefSeq, a predicted model, not a curated record